AACGUUUUCCUCGCAAUUAACAAUUUCUAAAUUCGGCAAAACUUUUGGCAAACACCGCCCACAAGUGCAGAAAUUUUCGCGGUGGGAAAAUCGUGUCCUCCACGGUUACAUUACAUUGAUUUGCAUUUGCCAUUGCAGAAUCGAAUCAAUUCGCAAAGACGUUACUGCUUACAGGCGGCGGCGCGUGGCGAAAACCGCACAUACAGCCGGUGAUCAUCGCCGGACCUCUCCGAAACACGUCUUAUAUCCCGCAGUUUUAACCUCUACAGAAUCCUCGAAACGGAAAUCGGAAGGCGCGAAAAGGCCUGAGAGAGAAUAUAAAUGGCAAACUUUCAUCCGUCUCUGAACACGAAAGCCGUCCCCUUUGAGGCCGGCAGCACCAUUGUUGCCCCCGAGCGGAAACCUAAAUCGGUGGAGCAGCUUAUUGUAGACCUCUACGAUCCCGAUCUCCGGGAAAAAGCCCUAAACGAACUUUCUAAGAAGAGGGAAAUGUUUCAAGAUUUAGCUCCGAUCAUGUGGAACUCCUAUGGUAUAAUGGCUAUUCUUCUGCAGGAAAUAGUUGCUGUUUACCCAGUUUUAUCGCCGCCAAACCUAUCUUCUACACAAUCAAACCGAGUUUGCAAUGCACUUGCUCUUCUUCAGUGUGUGGCCUCGCACCCGGAUACUAGAAAGUCGUUCCUCAAUGCCCACAUCCCUCUGUACCUGUAUCACUUCCUUAAUACAACCUGCAAAAAUAGGUCCUUUGAGUACUUGAGGCUUACGAGUUUAGGAGUCAUUGGUGCCUUGGUUAAGGUCUGUGGUUCCGAUUUCGGUUCUCAGUCUGAUGACAUGGAAGUUAUCAAUUUUCUUCUCUCUACUGAGAUUAUCCCCUUGUGCUUGCGGACAAUGGAGUUGGGAAGUGAACUUUCCAAAACAGUAGCAACAUUUAUUGUGCAGAAGAUUUUGCUAGAUGAUAUCGGCUUAGAGUACAUGUGUGUCUCAGCAGAGAGGUUCUUUGCUCUAAGUAGGGUGUUGACAAUCAUGGUUAAUUCUCUUGCUGACCACCCUUCGACUUCUACUCGUCUAUUAAAGCACAUUGUCAGGUGCUACCUUCGAUUGUCUGAUAAUCCGAGAGCUUGUGAUGUCCUUAGGAAUAAUGUGCCGGAGAAGCUUAAAGAUACAACGUUUAACGUCUGCUUUCAUGAAGAUCCCACGAUAAGAAGAUGGUUACAACAAUUGUUUGUUAAUAUCAACCAAGGGGGUCGUAUAGCUCAAGCGGGCGGUGGCUUCGAUUAUAUGAUGGUCAAUUAGUUCAAAUUUGAAUAAGUCGUAUACGGUUUAGCUUCGCCACGUUCGAGAGUUGCUUCAGAUGCUAGUAUGACUGGAUUUUGUUACUUUGGCCGGCAAUUUUGUUAGUUAUUUUAUUUAUUUAUUUAUU
Messenger RNA from Erythranthe guttata (spotted monkey flower), 1417 nucleotides. Its product is annotated as cell differentiation protein rcd1. Lineage: Eukaryota; Viridiplantae; Streptophyta; Magnoliopsida; Lamiales; Phrymaceae. Gene Ontology annotation, cellular component: CCR4-NOT complex. Gene Ontology annotation, biological process: mRNA catabolic process. The record is from RefSeq and is a predicted model, not a curated record.